Molecule: messenger RNA, 848 nt
Organism: Cyprinodon variegatus (sheepshead minnow)
Lineage: Eukaryota; Metazoa; Chordata; Actinopteri; Cyprinodontiformes; Cyprinodontidae
Product: myb/SANT-like DNA-binding domain-containing protein 2
Exons: 4
Coding region: 60-788 (242 amino acids)
Biological process (GO): positive regulation of DNA-templated transcription
Cellular component (GO): nuclear body
Source: RefSeq, a predicted model, not a curated record
GAAGAAGAAGGGCAACCAUAAACAACAAUCGAAAUCUUAUCCACGCAACAUUUUAAAUAAUGGCUUCAAAAGAUCGUGGUGCGACCUGGGAUGACGCCGAGACUGAGGCCGUUAUUGCAAUUUGGGCGGAGGACGUUAUUCAGGAGAUGUUGAAGGGCGCGAAACACAAUCACAAAGUGUUUAAAAUAAUUUCGGACGAAAUGAAGGUGAGGGGAUACGACCGAGACCCGAAACAGUGCCGAGAAAAAAUUAAAAAACUUAGAACACAGUACAAGAAGGCUCUUGACCACAAUAACACAUCGGGGGGAGGGAGAAAAACGUGGAAAUUCUACGGUGCCAUGGAUAAAGUGUUGGGCCUCCGUGCAUCGUCGAGAUCUCCAGUGCUUUUCUCCAGUACCUCUUCUCUAAACUCUGCAGCAACAAAGGACGAUGAUGCAACACCGGACCACCAGGAGCAGCAUGAGUACAGCGCGCAUGAUGAGAUGGAUGAUGAACAAUUUCUCGACUCUACAAUAAUGGCAUUCCUAAAAGCACAAAAACAUUCUCAUGACCUUUGGAUGGUGGCAUUUAAAGAACAGCAGGAGUCAGCCCAACGACAUCAGCUCCACAUGAUACAAGAAAUGGAAAGAAACAGACUUCAGGCUGAAGAGAGACUGAGAAAACAACAACAGGAACAUGAGAUGCGAAUGAUGCAGAUGAUUGUCCAACUGAUGACACGGCAACCAGCACAAUUACAGCCUCUGAACCCUGCAUCCCCUUCGACUUCUGUGCCAAACUUUUCAAAUUAGGGACCAUAUCAAUAAUUGUAAAAUAUGUAACUUUUUUAUUGUUUUAUAAAUGUACAAUAC